ACCCCGGAUUCACACCCAAGAUUGUGGAAGACGAGAAAAAACAACUAACUAAUGGUUUCCACUAGAUAGCACAGCCACAAAGUCCAAAUUCCCGUCGUAAAAUUUUCGAAAACAAAAAUGAGCUUAAUUUAAGGUUAGUUUUAGGCAUAAGGUUAGCACUGUGGUUUUAAAUCAGAUUUUAAGAAGAUACAUUGUAGAAAUAGGUGGGGGUUUUUACUUUAUGGGGCUGGCUGGCUGUGGUAACUACUUCCGGGUACAAUUUAUGGGUUUGUCUAGCUAGCUACAUGUGUUUUUAGCAUCAUGCCGCUUAUAGUAAUGUGUGGUUUUCCAUGUAGUGGCAAAACACGAAGAGCGGUGGAAUUAAAGGAAUACUUUGAACAGAAUACAAAGAGAAAGGUUCACAAUGUAGGAGAUGGAACGUUGGGAAUUGAGAAGAACGCUGUAUACGCAGAUUCUCAGAAUGAGAAAAAUGUGAGAGGAUCUCUAAGAGCUGAAGCAGAGAGGAGGAUCAACAAAGAGGAUAUUGUAAUUCUGGAUUCAUUGAACUAUAUCAAAGGUUACAGAUAUGAACUUUUUUGUCUGAUCAAACACACACAGACGCCUCACUGUCUGGUUUACUGUUUGACGUCAGCCGAAGUGAGCUCAACAUGGAACACAGAAAGGGAUGUUGAAGAGCAGUACACCCAGGAGAUCCUAGAUGCGCUGGUGCUGAGAUUUGAAACUCCAGACUCCAGGAACAGAUGGGACAGCCCACUUUUCACCAUUCAGAAAGAAGACACACUUCCAUUUGAAGCCAUCUCUGAUGCCAUCUUCAAAAGGAAAGCACCCCCUCCUAACCAGUCGACACAGAGUCAACCACUGUCAUCUACAAACUUCUUGUAUGAGCUGGACAAAGUCACACAAGAUGUGUUGAUGGCAAUUCUCAGCUCCCAGAAGACAAGUGUUCCAGGGGAUCUCAUUGCUGUUCCAGGAGCCACAGAAAAGAUAGAACUGACCAGAAGUCUAAACAUGGCAGAGCUCCGGAAACUACGACGCCAGUUCAUCAGCUACACCAAGAUGCACCCAACAGAGAACAUUGGACACAUUGCUAACAUGUUUGUACAGUAUCUAAACAAGAGUAUACAUUGAUUACUUUUUAUUUUAACACCUUUGGUUCAGGUCAAUAAAAUUAAGUGAAUGCCUUGUAUGAUAUGGUUACAUUGUCUGAGACAAAUACAUUUAUUUUAAGUAUC
This is a messenger RNA of Coregonus clupeaformis (lake whitefish), 1232 nucleotides long. It is a transcript of the gene kti12, whose product is annotated as KTI12 chromatin associated homolog. The transcript is spliced from 9 exons. The record is from RefSeq and is a predicted model, not a curated record. NCBI's taxonomy places the organism in Eukaryota, Metazoa, Chordata, Actinopteri, Salmoniformes, Salmonidae. Bases 301 to 1128 code for a protein of 275 amino acids.